This is a messenger RNA of Nannospalax galili (Upper Galilee mountains blind mole rat), 4737 nucleotides long. It is a transcript of the gene Cbll1, whose product is annotated as Cbl proto-oncogene like 1. The record is from RefSeq and is a predicted model, not a curated record. Gene Ontology annotation, molecular function: ubiquitin protein ligase activity. NCBI's taxonomy places the organism in Eukaryota, Metazoa, Chordata, Mammalia, Rodentia, Spalacidae. The transcript is spliced from 6 exons. Gene Ontology annotation, biological process: protein ubiquitination; regulation of cell adhesion. Bases 125 to 1600 code for a protein of 491 amino acids.
CGAGCCUACGCGAGGGAACCCAGGCACACUUCCGCCCUCCAGGCUCCGGAAGGCAGAGCGCACGCGUUAGCUGCGACUCCAGCGCGGCUUACUUCCGCUCCCACUGUGCCCUGCGAGCCGAAUCAUGGAUCACACUGACAAUGAGUUACAAGGCACAAAUAGUUCUGGAUCCUUGGGUGGUCUUGAUGUUCGCAGAAGAAUUCCUAUAAAACUAAUCUCCAAGCAAGCAAACAAAGCUAAACCUGUACCUCGAACUCCUCGGACUAUUAACAGGAUGCCUGCAAAGGCUCCACCAGGUGAUGAAGAAGGGUUUGAUUAUAAUGAAGAAGAACGGUAUGAUUGUAAAGGGAGUGAACUAUUUGGAAAUCAGCGAAGAUUUCCUGGACACCUUUUUUGGGAUUUUAAGAUAAACAUCUUAGGUGAAAAGGAUGAUACACCAGUUCAUUUCUGUGACAAGUGUGGAUUGCCUAUUAAAAUCUAUGGGAGAAUGAUUCCAUGCAAGCAUGUUUUUUGCUAUGACUGUGCUAUUUUACAUGAGAAAAAGGGAGAUAAGAUGUGCCCAGGCUGUAGUGAUCCUGUGCAGCGAAUUGAACAGUGUACACGAGGUUCUCUCUUCAUGUGUAGUAUUGUUCAAGGUUGCAAGAGAACAUACCUAUCUCAGAGAGACUUACAAGCUCAUAUCAACCAUCGUCAUAUGAGAGCUGGAAAGCCUGUUACCCGUGCUUCACUUGAAAAUGUUCAUCCUCCUAUUGCCCCGCCACCAACUGAAAUCCCUGAUCGUUUUAUAAUGCCACCAGACAAGCAUCAUAUGAGCCAUAUUCCUCCAAAGCAGCACAUCAUGAUGCCACCACCUCCUUUGCAGCAUGUGCCACACGAGCACUAUAAUCAACCACAUGAGGAUAUUCGUGCUCCUCCAACGGAGUUGUCCAUGGCUCCACCUCCACCUCGCUCAGUCAGUCAGGAAAGCUUUCGUAUUUCAACAAGAAAACACAGCAAUUUAAUAACUGUCCCUAUUCAGGAUGACUCAAAUUCAGGUGCUAGAGAACCACCACCUCCUGCCCCAGCACCUGCUCACCAUCAUCCUGAAUAUCAGGGUCAACCAGUGGUAUCGCACCCUCAUCAUAUUAUGCCUCCACAGCAACAUUAUGCACCACCCCCACCUCCUCCACCACCAAUAAGCCAUCCAAUGCCACAUCCUCCCCAGGCCGCAGGUACUCCUCACUUGGUGUAUAGCCAAGCUCCACCUCCACCAAUGACCUCUGCUCCACCACCAAUAACCCCUCCCCCUGGACAUAUUAUUGCCCAAAUGCCACCUUAUAUGAAUCAUCCUCCUCCAGGACCUCCCCCACCUCAGCAUGGUGGUCCACCUGUAACUGCACCCCCUCCUCACCAUUACAAUCCUAACUCUUUACCCCAGUUUACUGAAGAUCAAGGAACUCUGAGUCCUCCAUUUACACAACCAGGAGGAAUGAGUCCUAGUAUAUGGCCUGCACCAAGAGGGCCACCACCACCUCCACGAAUGCAGGGCCCGCCUUCUCAAACCCCUCUUCCUGGACCACAUCAUCCAGAUCAGACAAGAUACAGGCCGUAUUACCAAUGAUAAUAGUGUUUUGAACUGAAGAUAUAACAAGGAAAAAAACGUUAGUCAAUCUUUUAAUUAAGCUUUGACUGUUUGGGGAAGGAAAAAAUUACCUCUUCUGAGGUGGCUAUAAAAAACACAUAAAGUCUUGUCUCUUAAGAUGGUUUUAAAUCUUGACCUUAGGAUUGAUUUCAAGUACUAUACUGUAGUGCAGAUAAGUGGCUCAGUUGAACACAACUGUAUUUGAACAACUGUUACUUUAGUGUGGUAAAUUGACCCAGAAGUGACCAUUUGUAAAAAAUUUGAAAAAAUUUCAUUGUUCCAGUUUCAAAAGUAUUGCUUUUAUUAAACCUAAUGUUUAGUUUUUCUUGUGAUACAUUUUGUUAACCUGUGUAAAAGGAUUAAAUUUCAACAUGGUUGUAAAAAAUGCUAUUUUUAUGACAAUUUAAGUGCAGCCAAGUACUGUUUUUUAAAACCAUGCGUUUUACCACUAAUGUCCCAAAGUUACAAUAAAAUCUUAAAAGUAAAAUCUACUAAAAUUGUUAUCAGGCAGACUGUUAAAAUGAUAGAGAAUUAUUUCCCAUUUUAGGCACUGAAAUUUUGAGGUAUGGUAAUUAAUUGUAUGAUGUGCUUCACUUGGAUGCCUUUUCCUGUUUAGACAGCCUCAGGAGCACCCAAAUACAUUAGAGUGCCAAUAGCGGUAUAUGUGUUUGUCAUAUUACAGACUUUUAAUCAUUUGGAAACCUACAACCAGCUCUACAGGCUCCAGGCUAAUGGUGGGAUGCUAUUAUGCUUUUUUUCUGAGUGGUUGGAAUCACGUAAUGCAUCAUAAUAAUCUUAAGUAACAUUAUUUUAUAGGACAAUUUAAAUGAAGUGUGUUCUAUGUUCACUGCCUUAAAUUUAAGGCUGAAUAGAUGUUAUUUAAAUCCACAGUUCUUGGUAGUUUAAUUCUGUGCAUUAGUUAAGUUCUUGUUUAUUGGGUUAUAAACUGCAACUUGAAUGCUGCAGAGGAAUUUGAGUAAUGUAUUAACAAAGGCUUAAUCACAAUGUAUUAAUCACAAACUGGCAUUUGCUCAGGUUUCAUUGCUAUGUGAUAAGAGUUUUUCUUCUAACUCAAAAUUUUAAAACUUAUUUUUUUUUUUGUUGGUAAACUUGGAACAUUUUACUAUGGAGUCAAGAGUGAAGACAACCAGACAAUUUUGUAUUGGACAGAGGAAAAGUAAUAACUAAGUUGUGAAUUUCAGUGCUGUAUAAGGUGCCUUUAGAGUCAGCUUUUGCAUUAUAGGGACUUGUUACUGUCCAGCUAAGAUGACCACUCACAGUUUAUAUGGAUCUCAUAUGUAUAACUCAACAUUCUUAGGAUAUUAUUAUAUAUCCUUUGAAUUGACUAAACCCCUGUGAAGUUUUUCCUCCCCCCUAUAAAAUGGUGCAUAAUAUAAACAUAACUUGUAGUAUGCAGAUAUCAUUUAUUAGAUAGUUUAUAGUGUAUAAAUUUAGAACAUUUGUUUUUGACAAAGGGUCAAUUGAUCGCUAUUAUACCAUUUUAUUCUGUCAGGUACAGGUAAAACAUUCUCAUGUUGGAUGAUCAGAUGCAAACUCACUUCUGAACUUGGCUCAGAAGUAAGAAAUAACAUAAAUGACCAUUUCAACCUUGACUGGCAAAAAUAACUGAUAGUUUUUUUUCUUAAGCAAGUAAUUUUUCACACUUAGCAGUUUCAGAGUCUACCUUGUUAAUGUACUAUUUCUAGUGGGAAAUUCUUGUUAGAAGCAUGGGAGUGAAAUAGCGUGAUGUGGUGAGUGUUUCUGUCAUAUUACUGUAGGUACUUGGAUUGCUGCAAACUUUUGCCUUUUCAUGCCCAUUUCGGAGCUACUAAAAUAUUACUGCUAAAAUUCAAAUCAUUAUUUCAUAUAAAUAGAAAAUAACUAAAUUCAUAUUAGAUCUUCUUAACUAUUUCUAAAAAGCUCUCUUUUUAUUGACAUCUACUGGAAUUGAAUGGGGUGAGAAACCACUUACCCUGUAUUUUGGACCAAAAAAUCAGUAUCAUGGUAAAAUUCCACAUUAUGAGAAUUCUUACAGGGUUUUAAAAAUGAUUUCUCAGUUGCAUUUAAUAUAUGUUGUACAGGGAAGCAGAUCAGACGAAUGCCUUGCCGCAGACAAAAAAUUCCAAGAGUUGUUAGACUUGAAUUCAUCAGUUAAUUGUUUGAAUGAGGGUGGGUGGGUAGAAAGAUAAAAUUACUGUUAGUAUUUUUUUUUUUUUUUUUAAGGAAAAAGAUGUGAAUCCUAGCCUUAUUUCAGGGAAGCCUUUGAAGCUAUGAUGGACAAAAGUCUAAAUGUAUGUAUGUUUCAUUAUAUUGCUCUUAAGACUACUGAGGUGGCAGUUUAAUUCUUAAAAACAAUAAAAUGGAAGCAUAAAUACUAUUUUGCCUAGAAGGAUUUUUAACCUAAUGGUGAUACAUUUGGGGGAAUACAGAACUUGCUGUGGUUACAUUGAUGGAACAUUCUACAGGAAAGUUAGAUUUUCUUUUUAAAAGAUUACAACCAAGAAGCUGGAUGUUGUUUCUUUGGCAUAUUUGUUUAGCAUAUAAUACCGUAUUUGAAGAAAGAUCCAUUGCUAAGAUUAUAAGGAGCUUUACUCAUUUUGCACUGUAAACCUAUUUUCUCAAAAUUACAUAAGUACUAAUCAGGUAUAACUGAAAUAUAAAUAGAAAAAAGUUGAAUAUUUAAAAAUUCUUAAAUAGUAGGUAUUUACUGUAUGAGGUAUACAGAACUGAUUAAAAAAUACAUUUGGAGAGUUUUUAAAUGUUAUUUUUGAAAAGUGUCACAGUCCUAUCUGAGCUAAUAUUUUUAAAAAAGUACAUUGAAAAUUACAAGUACCUAAAAUGAAAACAUUUCUCAGAUUAGCCAUCAGAUUGAUUGAUAUUAAAUGAAGCUUGACAUAAUCAUACUCAAACACUGUUUUCUGAUUGAAAUGAAUUUCUUUAUUCACUGGUUUAUAAUUUGUUAAAUUCUGAUCUAUAGGAACCAAGCAGAAGUUGCUUAUAGUAAUAAUUGUGCAGUCUAAUAAAUCAGUAUGGGCUAUUCCAAGCUUGGAGAGGAAUGGAUGAGAAGCCAGAUAAAUGUUUUGAAGUACUUCUAAUAAAAAUGGAUUUGGUUUUUA